GAAUACGGCGACCGAGCGGAAGUUAGCUUGGUCUUGCCACCUAUUAAUAAAUAAUUUAAAGCCUCGCAAUAUUGUUUACCAAUAAAAAAAAAAACAUUCAUUUCUGGCACACAACCAAUUCAUUAAAUAGCAAUAUAAUAAUGAUGAAAAUCUUUUAGGUAGAGAACAAUUGAGAAUUGAGGUAUUUAUUCUUAAACGUUCACCAAAGUAGGUAUACCGCAGAAAUUACAUAGGUACAUAUAUUCUUUUUGAUUAGAACCAAAAAGUAUUGUUAACAAAUCAAUUAAAAAAUGUACGAAGUCUCAUCAGAAAUCUAUAGUGAAAUAGAUUUGCAACAAACAAAAUGUGAAGACGGAAGGCUUAUAUCCAAAUUUCAGUUCGAAUAUCCAGCUGAAGAUGCAAGUUCUUCAACUGAUAAGGACGGAGACAUCGAAGUUGCAAGGAAGAAACUAGGAACUAUCGAAAUUGAACACUCUGGUUCUACAAUAUUGCAAUUAGUUGGAUUGCAAGUUUGGCGGGGCGCAUUGCUAUUAGCUGAUUUCUUUUUCCAUAAUCGUCAUCAUUUUGCCGACAAACAUAUCCUUGAACUUGGUGCUGGUGUUGGUUUAACAAGCAUAGCAGCAGGGAUAUUUUGCAAAAAUGUUAUUUGUACAGAUGUAGAUAUUGGUGGAAUUCUUCAACUAAUUCGCAAAAAUGUUGAUCGUAAUCGUAAAUUUCUUAAAAACAAUAUAAAAGUUAUGGAAUUUGAUUUUAAAUCACCGGAAUAUUUGCCUGAAUUAGCAGAUGCAAUUGAAGCAAGUGAUGUAAUUGUAGCGGCUGAUGUUAUUUAUGAUGAUGAUUUAACUGAAUGUUUCAUUCGAGUUAUAGAUCGUAUUCUUUCAAAUGGAGCUCCUCGAAAUAAAUCAAUUUAUAUAGCUUUGGAGAAACGUUUUGUAUUCACAUUAGAUGAUCUAGAAACAUGUGCUCCGUGUUAUGAACAUUUUCUAAAAAUCAUUCAUCCCAAACCAUGGCGUAUUGAGUACAUUCCUAUUGAUUUUCCACAGUAUUUUAAAUAUGAAAGAAGCAAACAUCUUAUACUUUUUAAAGUUACAAAUAAAUAAAUAAAUAAUAAAUAACAACA
Episyrphus balteatus (marmalade hoverfly) is the source of this 1120-nucleotide messenger RNA. RefSeq names its product methyltransferase-like protein 22. Bases 291 to 1100 code for a protein of 269 amino acids. The record is from RefSeq and is a predicted model, not a curated record. Gene Ontology annotation, biological process: protein methylation. The transcript is spliced from 4 exons. Gene Ontology annotation, cellular component: nucleus. NCBI's taxonomy places the organism in Eukaryota, Metazoa, Arthropoda, Insecta, Diptera, Syrphidae. Gene Ontology annotation, molecular function: protein methyltransferase activity.